Messenger RNA from Megalops cyprinoides (Indo-Pacific tarpon), 1400 nucleotides. Its product is annotated as SERTA domain-containing protein 2-like. The transcript has 2 exons. Bases 284 to 1033 code for a protein of 249 amino acids. The record is from RefSeq and is a predicted model, not a curated record. Gene Ontology annotation, molecular function: transcription regulator activity. Lineage: Eukaryota; Metazoa; Chordata; Actinopteri; Elopiformes; Megalopidae. Gene Ontology annotation, cellular component: nucleus.
GCGAGCGGUCGAGACGCGCACCAGAUGAGUUGCACGAAAAAUGUUACUCACAGACUUUGGACUCGAAAACAUUUAUCUCUGAACAGGGGAAGUUAGUGCAGUUACAGGAGUCAAGGCGGAAGAAUGUAAACUUUUUAGAUAGCUAGCUAGCCACUCUUGUUUUUUAAGUUUUUUUUUCUUUCAAGCUAGCUAGCUAACGUUUGUGUAAGUCUUCAUUGCAGUAGCUAGGUAGCUAGCUAAACAGCUAGCUAGCCGGAUUGCUAAUUCCGUACAAAAUAAUGGCAUGGGGCAAAUGGGCUUCUUUUCCUUCCAAAAGUCAAUGAGAAAAAGAAAAAACGUAAUUCAAACUGCUUCAAUGUGCCGACUGGACACAGACACUACCGGGAAGGAAGUUGACCAACCCGGAGAUGUCCUCUCCUCUUCAAGGUACCUGCUGGGCCGCGGUGUGAAGCGCAAGCGCAGUGCGAGCGGGGAGCGCGCCCCGGGCCUGCCCUACCCGCAGCAGCGGCAGCUGAUCCUGGACCUGUGCCUGCACAAGCUGCAGCGCUGCUACGCGCAGGCCGAGCCCAGCCUGCGGCGCUCCGUGCUGCUGGCCAACACCCUGCGGCGGAUCCAGGACGAGAUGCGGCGGGAGGGCGUGGACCCGCCGGCCGCGCCCGCCCCGUCGCCGCCCCGCGCCCCCACGCCCCGGCACGAGCCGCCCCCGUCCCCGUGUCCUCCGCCGCCCGGCGAGGAGGCGCACGGGCCCGGCUCGCCCCCGCCCCCUCCUCCCCCUCCCCCGGCGGACUCGCUCUUCGGCUCCUUCGAGAUCGCCAACUCCACCAGCUACCUGACGGACCUCGCUCUGGACGACAUCUUCGAGGACAUCGACACCUCCAUGUACGACUCGUCCGACUUCUCCGCCCUGACGCCGUCGGCGGUGGACGAGGGCCUGAAGCCGGCCCCCGCCUGCGCCCCGGCCGGCCCCCUGCAGUUCUGCCUCUCCGACCUCAACGAGCUUGACCACAUCAUGGAGGUUCUGGUGCGGUCCUGAGAGCUCCACCGCAUCAUGGAGGUCCUGGUGCGGUCCUGAGAGCUCCACCGUAUCGUGGAGGUCCUGGUGCGGUCCUGAGAGCUCCACCGUAUCGUGGAGGUCCUGGUGCAGUUCUGAGUGAACCGGACCGCAUAAUGGAGGUCCUGGUGCAGUCCUGAGAGCCUGACUGCAUAAUGGAGGUCCUGGUGCAGUCCUGAGAGCCUGACUGCAUCAUGGAGGUCCUGGUGCGGUCCUGAGAGCUCCACCGUAUCGUGGAGGUCCUGGUGCGGUCCUGAGACCUCGACCGCAACGUGGAGGUCCUGGUGCGGUCCUGAGACCCCGACCGCAUCAUGGAGGUCCCGGUGCAUUCCUGAGAGCUCCACCACAA